GGUAGUCUCCGCCCAGCACUGGGACUCCCUCGGACUCCUGACCGGCCACAGCACACAGCACACAGGCCGCCUGGCUGCCGGGCUCACAUGUCCCGCUCACCUCUCCAGCUCCAGUUCCACCUCUCCCCGGGGCUGAGCAUGAAGAACGGCCUGGAGGAGGACGAGGAGGAGGAGGAGGAGGAGGAGGACGUGGAGGAGGAGGAGGACGAGGAGGGAGAUCUGGACGACGAGGUGGACGCUUCUCAGCUGGAGAGGUUUAUGAAGGACCGGAGGAGAGCCCAGUCCCUGCCAGCAUACCCGGCUGCGCUCCUGGUCGGCGUCUCCGGGAGCACCGGGAGGAAGCGGGUGAAGUUCGCGGACUCCAUGGGUCUGAACCUGGCCAGCGUCAAACACUUCAGCUCUCUGGAGGAGCCAAAGAUCCCCAGUAAAGUUCUGACCCGGCACAAGAGCUUCCCGCCGCAGCAGCAGGACUUCCUGAACGACCUGUGCCAGAGUUUCAAGUCCGGCCUGGACUCGGACCGGCUGGUCGCCUGCUUCCCGGAGCCCCGGGAGGCGGAGUGGAGAGUCCAGCAGCUCCGGGUCUGCCUGGAGAAGGUCUCCAUCACACACUUUGACGUGGGGGGCCAGAUCCGGGUCUUCACCGGCUGCACCGACAAAGAGGUUGGAGUGAGGUACACCUUCAACGACUGGCUGUCCUACGUGGACGCGCAGGCUCUGCCCGUGGCCGCGGAUCAGCCGGGCUUCGUGGGAGAGCGGUUCAGCUUCACCGUGUACACGCCGCCCUUCAUGGAGCCCAGCUCGGCCGUGCACUUCGCCGUGUACCUGAGGAGCGAGGACGGGGAGUUCUGGGACAACAACGAGGGGCAGAACUACACCCUCCAGUACCACUGCAUGCCCAGCACCGCAAAGUUUGGCAGCGCCGCUUUCCACGCCACCUGACCGCUUUGCGCCGCGCUUAAAACCUGUAAACCUGUGUGUAAAAGCUGUACAUCUUUGCGUAAAACUUGUAAAUCUGUGCGCAAAAGUUGUACAUCUGUGCGUAAAAUUUGUAAAUCUGUGUGCAAAAGCUAUAUAUCUGUGCACAAAAUUUGUAAAUCUGUGCGCAAAAGCUAUACAUCUGUGCGCAAAAGCUGUAAAUCUGUGCGCAAAGGCUAUGAAUAUGUGCGUGAAACGUGUAAAUCGGUGCGCCAAAUAUAUACAUCUGUGCGUAAAACGCUGCUAAAAUGCUUUUACACGCAGCUGCUGAAUAAAAAUCACAUCUGUGUUACACGACGAGUCUUUUUGACAUCAGAUCUAGUUUCCCUUCAUUGUGGCCUCUGAUUCUGUUGUGUCUUAUUCUGUAAUGAAAUCAGUCAAACUGUGGAACGUGUUUGUGGAGGACAACACAGCGGACGGUUCUGGAUGUUUGUCUGAACUUCGAUCGAUGGACUUUCUUUGUUCCCACUUUAAGGAAAACAUGCUUUAGUGUCAACAACCUUCUGGACGUUUUAGACCGUGUUGACACGAGUGUCUCCGUCUCACUGCUGCUUUUGGACUCCAUCUGUUGAUCGGAAAAAAAGGAUGUGGAACAUUUUCAAAAUAAAACAACAACAUAGUAGUUGAGUUGUGUUUUUAAUGCAGACUACAGUCACAGAGGAGUUUUAGGACUCGCCGUUAGUUUCCAUUUAUUUCUUUAAAAUCAGUCUGCAGACUCACAUUAUCGUUUCAGUUUAAGUGCAGAUUGGUUUGAAAAGUUAUCCUGUGAGGAAAUCAAUGGAAAUCAAUGGAAAUCAAUGGAAAUCAACGGCUCCCUGUGGAUCAAAUGCAGCUGAUUGUUUUACAGUUUGAUCAUCUGUGAUAUUCAGUAAAUGAGAUUUAUAGAAAAACUGCUAAAACAUGCAGAAACCAGCAGAUCCUUUAAAUCUGCAGCCAAAAACAUAAUAAUAAUAAUAAUAAUAAACAUUAAGGAGAAUAUUCUGCUGUUAUUUUAAUAAAGAAAUUUAUCAAAAA
Molecule: messenger RNA, 1989 nt
Organism: Sebastes umbrosus (honeycomb rockfish)
Lineage: Eukaryota; Metazoa; Chordata; Actinopteri; Perciformes; Sebastidae
Gene: ppp1r3g
Product: protein phosphatase 1 regulatory subunit 3G
Exons: 1
Coding region: 88-939 (283 amino acids)
Biological process (GO): regulation of glycogen biosynthetic process
Cellular component (GO): protein phosphatase type 1 complex
Molecular function (GO): protein phosphatase 1 binding; glycogen binding
Source: RefSeq, a predicted model, not a curated record